Haplochromis burtoni (Burton's mouthbrooder) is the source of this 609-nucleotide messenger RNA. RefSeq names its product hemoglobin subunit beta. The coding region runs from base 52 to 492 and encodes 146 amino acids. Gene Ontology annotation, molecular function: oxygen carrier activity; peroxidase activity; haptoglobin binding. Gene Ontology annotation, cellular component: haptoglobin-hemoglobin complex; hemoglobin complex; blood microparticle. Gene Ontology annotation, biological process: oxygen transport; hydrogen peroxide catabolic process. The record is from RefSeq and is a predicted model, not a curated record. The transcript has 3 exons. NCBI's taxonomy places the organism in Eukaryota, Metazoa, Chordata, Actinopteri, Cichliformes, Cichlidae.
GUGGGGACCUGCUGACCAAAGCAGGAUAGGCGCAACAGUCAACAAAGCAAGAUGGUUGCAUGGACAGACUUCGAGCGAGCCACAAUCAAGGACAUCUUCUCCAAGAUCGACUAUGAAGUCGUUGGCCCAGCAGCUAUUUCCAGGUGUCUGAUUGUGUACCCCUGGACUCAGAGGUAUUUCGGUGGAUUUGGAAACCUCUACAAUGCUGCUGCCAUCACAUCAAAUCCAAGGGUUGCGUCUCAUGGAAAAGUCAUCAUGGAAGCUCUGGAAAAAGCCGUGAAGGACAUGGACAACAUCAAGGCCACAUAUGCAGAGCUGAGCGCGCUGCACUCUGAGAAACUGCAGGUGGACCCUGACAAUUUCAUGCUUCUGGGCGACUGCCUGGCCAUUGUGGUUGCUGCUCAGUUGGGUAAAGACUUCACUCCUGAGGUCCAUGCAGCUUUCCAGAAGUUCCUGGCAGUGGUGGUGUCCUCCCUGAGGAGGCAGUACUAGAGAGCUGCAGAGGACCAUCACAUGUUCUGUUUUUAAAUCAUGUUUUAAUGAGCUUUAAAUAAAGAAAUCUGUACUGCUCAGGCUAUGUAUUUUCUGCUAUAGUAUGCGUGAGCUCAU